This is a messenger RNA of Rhea pennata, 2667 nucleotides long. RefSeq names its product alanine--glyoxylate aminotransferase 2 (gene AGXT2). Gene Ontology annotation, molecular function: pyridoxal phosphate binding; L-alanine:glyoxylate transaminase activity. The transcript has 14 exons. Gene Ontology annotation, biological process: glyoxylate catabolic process. NCBI's taxonomy places the organism in Eukaryota, Metazoa, Chordata, Aves, Rheiformes, Rheidae. Gene Ontology annotation, cellular component: mitochondrion. The coding region runs from base 101 to 1504 and encodes 467 amino acids. The record is from RefSeq and is a predicted model, not a curated record.
GGCGCUCGGGCAGCUGCGGCGGGGCUGCGGCCGGCACCUCGGCGGCGGCGUUGCCUUUGGGCUGCAGAAAUGCAAAAGCUCUGUCUCCCUACAAGCAAAAAUGCCUCCUUGUGACUUUGUACCUGAAAAAUACCAAUCCUAUGGGUAUGACCGUAUGCUGAAGAUCCGUGAGCGAAAUGUCUCCCCUUCCCUGGUAACAUAUUACAAGAAGCCAUUGUUGCUGCAUCAAGGAUAUAUGCAGUGGUUGUUUGAUUAUAAAGGACAAAGAUACCUUGAUCUCUUUGCUGGAAUUGUUACUGUCAGUGUUGGUCAUUGCCACCCGAAGGUAACUGUGGCUACCCAGAAACAACUUACUCGCCUUUGGCAUACUACUAAUAUCUACAUGCACCCAUCAAUCCAGGAAUAUGCUGAGAAGCUAACUUCACUUCUCCCAGAUCCGCUUAAGGUGGUUUAUCUGACCAACAGCGGUUCAGAAGCCAAUGAUCUGGCAAUGUUCCUGGCAAGGCUGUACACUCGUAACUUUGACAUCAUCUGUUUCAGAGGAGGAUACCACGGAGGCAGCCCUUAUGCACUGGGAGUGACAUCUGUUGGUCCUUAUAAGCAUGGCGUUGCCAAUGGUUUUGGCUGCUCAACAACAAUGUUGCCAGAUGUUUUUCGAGGUCCGUGGGGAGGCAGCCAUUGUAGAGAUUCUCCAGUGCAAACUAUUCGAAAAUGCAGCUGUUCUGAAGGGGGGUGUCAUGCAAAAGACCAGUACAUUGAGCAGUUCAAAGAUACUCUGAAUACCUGUGUGCCAAAAACAAUAGCUGGAUUUAUUGCUGAACCGAUUCAAGGUGUUAACGGAACUGUUCAGUACCCAAAAGGUUUCUUAAAGGAAGCUUAUCAGCUAGUACGGGAAAGAGGAGGCCUUUGUAUUUCAGAUGAAGUGCAGACAGGAUUUGGACGGACAGGCAGCCAUUUCUGGGGGUUUCAAACACAUGAUGUAGUCCCUGACAUUGUUACUAUGGCAAAAGGAAUUGGUAAUGGUUUUCCAAUGGGAGCUGUUGUAACAACAAAAGAGAUUGCAAGUUCCUUGGCUCAGAACCUUCACUUUAAUACAUUUGGAGGAAACCCUGUGGCCUGUGUAGUUGGAGCUGCUGUUCUUGAUGCUAUUGAAGAAGAUGGUCUACAGAAAAACAGUGAGGAUGUGGGAACAUACAUGCUACUAGAACUCGCUAAGUUACGGGAUAAGUUCGAAAUUGUUGGAGAUGUCCGUGGCAAGGGACUUAUGAUUGGGAUAGAAAUGGUGACAAAUAAGGGCAGUUGUCACCCCCUUCCAGAAGAAGAGAUCAGUCAGAUCUGGGAAGACUGUAAAGACAUGGGGGUACUGAUUGGCAGAGGAGGACUCCAUCGUCAGACAUUUAGAAUUAAACCUCCCAUGUGCAUUACUAAAAGGGAUGCAGACUUUGCUGUGGAAGUAUUUCGUACUGCAUUAGAGAGACACACGGAAAGAGCUGCUGAAAAAUAGACUGGAUUUGGUUCCUUGCACGUGAGAUGUUCACUGAACCCCUGAUACUUGCAUAUCUGCUAUCCAACCUCUGCACUAAUCCUGUAAUUAAACUGCAAUGGACAAGAAGAAUUGUAGGCUGGAGAUGAAAUACUUGUUCAGCACAGUAAGACCAUUCUUACACAUCAGCCUUGAAAUAAUAAUCAUCUGUUUGGUAAAGAUAUGAUUCAGUUCUGCAGUAGUGUUUUAUAUUAGUUACAUACCUUUUCUAGUGUUGGUAUAAAAAAGACCCCAGAUUGUAUUAACCUUGUGCCAGAGUAAGUGGAAGACAUUAUCUAUUCAUUUUGCAUCUAUAAAACUUAUGUCAAAAUUGGCUGAGAUAGUCAUGCCUUUUACCACAAUAAAGGAUAGGAUUCUGUCUUCACUAGAACUUAAGAGCUGACACAGCUCUAUGUUUAAUUUAACUCUUAAGUUUAUAUGCAGUAUUAAUUUUUAGAAAGCAGAGUAACGGAUAAAGUAAAAGUAUCCUUAGGUAACAAAAUUUAUUUGGACUUCAGCAACACAUAGUUAAUAGCUUUAACAGACCUCAACAGCAAGCAUAGCAUUUCCAGUUGUCUAGACUAAAGUACAAACAUUUGUAAAACAGACAAAUUAUAAAAAUAUGGGGGUUUUUUGCUUCCUUAAAUAAUAAUAAUAAAAAAACCUAAAAAACUAAUCAAAGUUGAGAGGUAAUGACAUGGGGCAUGUCCCUUUGCCCCAUGUUGUGAGACUUCAUUUAUAUGAGUAAUCAUUUGUGGCAUAUAAGCCAUCUUGAGCAGAACAUAACUGCAGAUUUCAAACAAAGUUAAAAUUGUUCAUCCUUACUGCAAAGAUACACUGUAAUUAGAGCGAGAAAAGUCUGCAUGCACACAAAUAGAAACUUUUCUAAACUAACUGCUGUAUUUACUUUUAACAUGGGGCUCUAACCAUAUCAAUAUCCUCUCCAAAAAGUGCUUUUCUGUUCCUCCUGCCCAACUAAGUAGCUGCAUUUGGUAUUAGCUAGUAGAGCCAUUUAACAAAGGCAUAAAGCACAGCUGAUGGGGGAAAAAAAUGCACUGUUUUUCUUGCAUAAUCAUUUGGUUUUUUUUAAAAAAAAUAGUUCAUUACUUCCUUUAAGCAUCAAGAAAAAGAUUGAAAGUGUUAAC